Molecule: messenger RNA, 1209 nt
Organism: Dendroctonus ponderosae (mountain pine beetle)
Lineage: Eukaryota; Metazoa; Arthropoda; Insecta; Coleoptera; Curculionidae
Product: probable tRNA(His) guanylyltransferase
Exons: 1
Coding region: 68-1003 (311 amino acids)
Biological process (GO): tRNA modification
Molecular function (GO): magnesium ion binding; tRNA guanylyltransferase activity
Source: RefSeq, a predicted model, not a curated record
AAAACAUCUAACGAAGAGAACGCAACUUGCCCAACUUAACCUCCUGCUAAUUGUAAAAAAAAUAGUAAUGUUUACGAAACGAAUCUCAGCAUAUUGCAAUUUAUUCCAGCAACUAAAGGCUAGAUUCAGUGCAACAAAAAUGGCAAAAAGCAAGUUUGAAUAUGUGAGAACAUAUGAAAGUGAAGAUUAUCUGCUCCCCAAUUGUUGGAUCGUCGUGCGAAUCGAUGGUAAAGCAUUUCACAAAUUCUCCAAAAAGCACGAUUUUGAAAAGCCCAACGAUCCGAGAGCUUUGCAUUUGAUGAAUAGAGCUGCCAGCAGUGUUCUGAACGAGUACAAAGACAUUCUCAUCGCAUAUGGACAGAGUGAUGAGUAUUCGUUUGUGUUUCGUAAAGACACCACAUUGUACAAUCGCAGAAAAACGAAAAUUACGACUUACAUCAACAGCUUAUUCAGUGCUUCAUAUGUGUACUUUUGGCGAGAAUAUUUCAAGGAUGUGAAACUGAAAUAUCCGCCUUGUUUUGACUCGCGUGUGAUUUUAUAUCCAACGGACGAAACGUUAAGGGACUAUUUGAGCUGGAGGCAGGCAGAUUGCCACAUUAACAACCUUUAUAACACAACAUUUUGGGCCCUUGUUCUUAAAGGGGGCCUUACCAAUGCUGAAGCAGAGCAGAGACUGUGUGGCACUCUUUCGAGUGAUAAAAACGAAAUACUUUUUAGUGAGUUUCAAACUAAUUACAAUAACGAGCCGCAAAUGUACAAGAAAGGCACGAUUUUACUGAAGAAAAAAAUCAUGCAUCCUUUCAAAAAUGAUAAACAUAAAAUUGUAGUGCUGCCAUUACACGAGGACCUUAUUCAAGAUGAUUUUUGGGUAAAAAACAGUGAAUUGUUGAAGCUGAAAUCGGGUGAGCUUUACAGUUUUACGGACUCUGAAAAAAUUCCUGAUCUAGUUUUAAGUCAGUUGCAUAACUUGAGUGUUGCGGAAAAAGACACAGGAAAGCAAUGAAGCAACCGGUUGAUAGUUUUUUAAGUGCACUCAGGGAGGAAAUUGCUUAAAUGUAUGGGCUUCGGCAAGGUGAAAGGUCUGUUUAAUAAAAUUGAAACUUACCGAAUUAAGUCCUACGGGAAAAUGGCCCUUUUAGUUCGAAUUAUCACAUCACUUCACAAGUUUCCUACUUAUAUGUAUGAAUAACUAUUAAAUUAUUACGGAGA